GCCCCGGAGGCGAACCGCACCGCCCAGUACCGGCUCUGGCCCGGGAGAGUCCUGCGGAGGAGCGGCCCGGGACCCCGCGCAGGUGAGCGCUCUCUCAGAAUUGUUUUCCUCAUCUGUAAAAUGGGAAUAAAAUAUUGUCCUCUCAGGGGAUACCUGAGGAUGAAUUGUUCCUGAAACUGAAGCACAGAAAGUUUAAGGAUAUUGUCCGGGGUGAGAGAGCUGCUGGGUGGCAGAGCAAGGGUAUGACACCAGGGAAGUGAACCUUCUUAGGAUGGAAACACCCUGAACUUGGUGUCAACUAGACCAACGUUUGAGUUUUACCUGUGUUUAUUUUACUGUGAUUGUGGAUAAGUUAACAUCACUGUGGGAUUCUUGGUUUCUUCAUCAUUAAAAUGGGUUAAAUAAAUCUAUUUCUCUGGACUUUUUAUGAUACUAGACUUUUUGGUUCUUUAGUACUUUUUCUAGAUAUUUGAAACAAAACUGAAAUAGAGGGGUAUAAUGAAUUCCAUCUCCCCCAUAUCCAACCUAAACAAUUACCUAUAUUUUACUAACUUUCUUUCAUCUUUCUCUAAACUCCAUUUUUUCUCCCCAUUAUUUUCAAGAAGCUCCAAAUGUAAUGUAUUUCACUUGCAAAUUUUUCAGUAUAUAUUACUAAUAGAUAAGACCCUCUGAAAGAAUGUCGUAAUUCCAAAAUUGCAAUGAUUCAUAAGCAUUAGCUAGUUUCCAGUCUCAGGAACAUCUUUAUAUAAUUGGUUUGUUUAAAACAGGUUCCAAAUAAUAUCCAUAUGUUGCAUUUGGUCCUAUGAUUCUUAAGACUUUUAAUUUAUGACAAUUUUUAAUUAUGCUAAAUUUAAUUAAUAAGGUCUCUCAGGUUAAUAUGUUCCUCAUUAAACUUUCACCUAAUACUUUUAGCUUAGGUUGAUUUUUGUUUAGAUCCACCUUACUUCAUAACAUGUUAUAAACCAUAGAUUUUUUUUAAUUCUGUCAGUUCUUUUGAAUUUAUUACCUGGAAUGCUAUAGAAAACUUUCCCAUAUCCACUAUUUGGUUACCAUGAAAUGUAGUUCAGUUAUGGUCUCUCCAUGAGUUUUUGCCUUACCAGUUUCUACAGGCGGACAAUGCGGGGAGUUGGUGGUAGUUUUUUUCACCUGUCAUCAUAAAAUCAGGGAUGUAGGACUUUUGAUGUGUUUUAAUCCAUCACAGUCACGCCUCUUCAUUUCCUUGCUGGUGUGAGUGGUAACUUAAACUUAACACAUUUCUUUGCCCUUGACCUAAUCAGCCAAGAUGCCCUAGUUUCUUCUUAGGAAGAUAUAAUACAUAAAAAUCACAACCUGGCCACCAGGAGUGUUAAUUGCUAUCAUUUAGAUGAUAUCAUUUUUCAAUAAACAGAAGCAGAAUAUAUGUUUUUUAAGGAAAAUAAAUCAUGUUGUAUUAAUAAUUCUAGAGCAGACUGUAAGAAUUUUACCUAACAUUUUGGCUCUAUAUUUUAUUAUUUUUUGUUCUAUUAAAAGUCUUGAGUUUUAAUAACCUUAACUCUAUUUAUUGGCUUUGUUCUACUGUAUUUACCUAAGCACAUGAAACACACACACACACACACACACACACACACACAGACACCAGUAAUUUGAAAUUAGCAAUAUCAAUGUUUCCAUAAGGGUGUUGCUGACAAUAUAGUUUAAAAUUGUUUUGCAUUUCUUUUUGUUCUUAGAAUAAUUUGUACACAAGAUAUAGUUAUUGGCCUUUGUGCUUUUAAAUCACUUGAACUAAUUCAUAUAUUACACUACCACCUUGAUAUACACACUUUUGUUUCAUUGUGGUUUAUUUUGCUAGACUGCUUCUAAAUUUUUUUACAAUUGUUUAAAAUAUGUAUAUGGUUGUGUGUCAAACUGUAAGGCACAGAUUUUCCUCUCCCAUUCAUAUUUCUGCUUUUCUCAUACAAAAGGAUACCAUCUAUUCUUUUCUGCCCUGUAUUUUCAAUUAAAUAGUACAUCCUAGAUAAGAUGUCAUAGCAGUAGUUUAUUCAGUCCUGAUUUUGUGUGCAUUUAAUUGCAAAUAGUUCCAUAGUAUAUAGCCUUAGUAUAUAGCCUAUGGAUUACGCAUAAAGAUACGUACACAAACACAGAUUUUUUUAAUCUAAGAAUUGAACCCAGGGCCUUGUACAUGCUAGGCAAUCACUCUACCACUGUGCUGUAUUCCCGACAGUUUUAUGAUAAUUAUGUUAUUAGGUCCACAGAUAUUUCUUAAGCACCUAUAACACAGAAAUUAUAAAGUUGAGUAAGACAUGGCCUGUACUCUUGAGUUUUUAUAAUGUAAGAUGACACUGAAUAAAAAAGAAAAAAUUUGUGUUUUUCUCCUUUGCAUUAUUUAAUUUUCAAUCUUUUAAUCGUGAUUGUUUCAAUGAUGUUGUUUCAUGUAAAACUGAUUUCUGGAUUUAUGACUAUGUACAGACACCAACAAUAAUUUUGAUUAUUCUAAGUUUGUGAACCAUGUAAUUAUAUAACAAAAAAAAUGUCUGUUUUGCUUAGCAGUUUUAUUUUUCUAAAGCCAGAAUUCACAAUGACAACAGUCACAGUGACCACAGAAUUACCCCCAAGGGAUAAGAGAGAAGACAAUUCUGCCUUGUUUGAGUCUACAUCGGCUCACAUUAUUGAAGAAACUGAAUAUGUGAGAAAGAUUCGAACUACUCUGGAAAAGAUCAGAAAUCAAAUGUUUAAAGAUGAAAUAGGACAGACCAGUACAAAUCACAAACUAGAUGCAAAGCACUGUGGAAAUGUUCAGAAUGGCUCUGACUCUGAGACGGACCCGUCUAGUUGCAGUUUGGGUUUGCUCACGGCAAAAAUGAGAGGAAAAGAACUACAGCUCUUAGAAAUGAACAAAGAGAAUGAAGUGCUGAAAAUCAAGCUGGAAGCCUCCAGAGAAGCAGGAGCAGCAGCUCUGAGAAACGUGGCCCAGAGAUUAUUUGAAAACUACCAGACACAAUCUGAAGACAUGAAGAGAAAGCAUGAAGACAGCGCACACACACUCCAGGUUAACAAGCUUGAACAAGAGCAGAAGUUGAAACAACAUGUUGAAGACCUGAACCAAGUUGCUGAAAAACUUGAAGAAAAACACAGUCAAAUCACAGAGUUGGAGAAUCUUGUACAGAGAAUGGAAGAGGAAAAGAGAACACUGCUAGAAAGAAAACUGUCUUUGGAAAACAAGCUGCUGCAACUCAAAUCCAAUGCUCCAUAUGCUAAAAGUUGCCAGGAUCUUCAGAUGGAGAUUUCCAUUCUCCAGGAGCAGAUCUCGCAUUUGCAGUUUGUGAUUCACUCCCAGCAUCAGAACCUGCGCAGCAUCAUUCAGGAGAUGGAAGGAUUAAAAAAUACUUUAAAGGAACAAGAUAAAAGAAUUGAAAAUCUGAAAGAAAAGGUCAACAUACUUGAAGCCCAGAAUAAAGAACUGAAAACCAAGGUGGCUCUUUGGUCGGAAACUGCUAGAAUGAAAAUUUGUAAGGCUGUCUCUACGAGUGAAUUAAAGACUGAAGGUGCUUCUCCAUAUUUGAUGUUGAUUAGGCUUCGGAAGUGAACUGGAUGAAGACCUGAUUGAGAAAGACUAUGCGGAUCUUAUGUAUUCCUUGACAUACAGUCUAAAUGUUCAUGUUGAAAUGGCAAAAUGCCUGUAUUUAAGUGGAAUUUGUUAUAUACACCAGUGGCUUUGCAAGAAGAUGACAUUCCAGAAAAUCAAAUAAUUAUAUUUGAAGGAAGGAAUUCUUUUCCCAAACCUUACUAAAUGGGUAAAGAAACCAGGCGCUUAUUCCUAAUAGAAGACGAACUCUGCUUAAAACAUGAAAAGAAAAAGGAUCUGAAUUUUGUUUUAAGAAUUUUGCUGCAGGAAGUUUUUUGAGACUGACAGCUUUGCUCUCACGUUAGUAGUUUCUAUACCAGCGAGUAGAAGGAAGCAUGUAUAAUUGAAAUGAUGUAUAUUUUAAAUUUAUUUUUAGAAAAUGAAAAAUAGUUAUCAUUACAUAAAUUUAUCUCCCACUCUAUUGGUAGUGGAAGAGGAUUCUCUAGUGAAUUAUGGGCAGGGGAAGGAGUAAAUUCUUUUAAGCUCACUCCCUAACCGAUAUUGCUCUCCAACACUGAGAACUCUGUCUCUCUGCACCUCAGAAAUUCAGACUUUAGCUGUUCUGGGACAAAAAGAUCCUUACGAGAGGCAAACCACACACAUAAGCACACAGGUAUCAUACCGUGUAUUCUGCCUUUGUGAUUGAUUUUCUUAUGGAUAUUCAUUAAUAUCUGAAUAAAAUAAUAAUGUUGCUACCACAUACCAGCAUAAAACACAUGUAUUAUGGAUUCAAAUGGAAUGCUACUUAGAGGGUUUUUUUGUGAAAGUGUCCUUAAAUUUUGAUGUAUGCCUUUACUGCAAAUGGAGUUGGUGAUUUCUAGGAGUAAAACCAAACUCUGACCUGUGGAAAUAUAAACAUACUCACACCCAGGCAGCUACGCACACUUUAGUUAAAUGAAUGAGGACAGACCUCAGUCUUCCUAGGGGAAUUGUCUGUAGGCUUUUGGUCAUCCUCUUGUGUGUAACUCUAAAUAUUUUCUUAGGAAGGAUGUUUCCAGCCUUUCAGUGUAGAAUGUGAAAAUGUCAGUAUUAUCUACUAAAUAUAUGAAAAGUAUGUACAAGUAAGAUGAGGUAAUGUAUUUAUAAAUUCAUCCAAGUACUGUAAUCCUUGAAAUAUGGCACAAGUUUUGUGCUUGAUGGUGUCUUACCAAGCAUUUGUAUUGGUUGCUAGUUUUUAGGGUAUAGUUAUCUAAUAUAUUUAGGGCAUCAAUGUUCUAUGCUGGGAAAACUGUAAGCACUUUACCUCUUGCCUUCUCCAAAACUCUCAGAAGCAGGCUGUGUUAUUACCACUGUGGUACAGAGAAAGGUGUAUUGGGAUUGGCUGAGUAAUUUGUACAGCUGCUAACUGUGAAUAAGAAUCUGCACCUUCUGAUUUGGCUAUCUCUAUUCAUUCUACCUGUUCCAUUAGCCGCUCUUGUUACUGUAGCAAACAACUUCCUUUGAUGUCUCUGCAUUAUCCUGUGGAUGACAGAAGCAACACUUCCUGAUAAAGUCAGUAUUUCUUGAAAUGAGUUGGCUUUUCACCUGUUAGACUACUGUCAGGAGAAUUCAGUUUAGACAAAAUUCUCUGCAGAAGAAUCUGCUUAUAUUACAUUUCUAAUUCAUGACAUGUCACAUUGAAGAAGUUCUUUGUAUUACAUUUUGAACACUUUCGUAGGGGAACUGAGAUCAUGAAUUUUGUUUCAAGCUUUAGCAGUGUAGUAAAAGAAGUGUCACAAAGAGGAACUUUGGUUCCUUUUAUACUUCAGUCACCACGUGGAAUAUAAUAUAUUUGAGAUUUUGGAAAGCACUGCUCAAGCUACCCAAAAAUCUUGAUGAUUUUUCAUUAGAAUAACUUAUUCUAAAGUCAAAAGUAGAAAGGCCAGGCAUGGCAGCACAUGUCUGUAAUCCCAGCACUCAGGAGGCUGAGGCAGGAGGAUCAUUGUGAUUUCAAG
This is a messenger RNA of Chinchilla lanigera (long-tailed chinchilla), 5535 nucleotides long. RefSeq names its product coiled-coil domain containing 68 (gene Ccdc68). Lineage: Eukaryota; Metazoa; Chordata; Mammalia; Rodentia; Chinchillidae. The record is from RefSeq and is a predicted model, not a curated record. Bases 2507 to 3562 code for a protein of 351 amino acids. Gene Ontology annotation, biological process: intracellular signal transduction. The transcript is spliced from 13 exons. Gene Ontology annotation, cellular component: intracellular anatomical structure.